AUGAAAUUCCUCAAAGCCAAGGGUAGCUUGCUGUCGUCUGGCAUAUACCUCAUUGCAUUGGCCCCCUUUGUCAACGCAAAAUGCGCUCUUCCGUCGACAUAUAGUUGGACUUCGACCGAUGCUCUCGCCACCCCAAAGUCCGGAUGGACUGCACUCAAGGACUUCACCGAUGUCGUCUCUAACGGCAAACAUAUUGUCUAUGCGUCCACUACCGACACACAGGGAAAUUACGGCUCCAUGGGCUUUGGCGCCUUUUCGGACUGGUCGGACAUGGCAUCCGCUAGUCAAACGGCCACAAGCUUCAGCGCCGUAGCUCCAACCUUGUUCUACUUCCAGCCAAAGAGUAUCUGGGUUCUGGCCUACCAAUGGGGCUCCAGCACUUUCACCUACCGCACCUCUCAAGAUCCCACCAAUGUCAACGGCUGGUCAUCCGAGCAAGCUCUUUUCACGGGCAAAAUCAGCGGCUCAAGUACCGGUGCCAUUGAUCAGACUGUGAUUGGUGAUGAUACGAAUAUGUAUCUUUUCUUUGCCGGCGACAAUGGCAAGAUCUACCGAUCCAGCAUGUCUAUCAAUGACUUCCCCGGAAGCUUCGGCAGCCAGUACGAGGAGAUCCUCAGCGGCGCGACCAACGAUUUGUUCGAGGCGGUCCAAGUGUACACCGUCGACGGCGGCGAGGGUGACAGCAAGUACCUCAUGAUCGUCGAGGCGAUCGGUUCCACCGGACAUCGUUAUUUCCGCUCCUUCACGGCCAGCAGUCUCGGCGGAGAGUGGACAGCCCAGGCGGCAAGUGAAGAUCAACCCUUCGCGGGCAAAGCCAACAGUGGCGCCACCUGGACCGACGACAUCAGUCAUGGUGACUUGGUUCGCAACAACCCUGAUCAAACCAUGACGGUCGAUCCUUGCAACCUCCAGCUUCUCUACCAGGGCCAUGACCCCAACAGCAAUAGUGACUACAACCUCUUGCCCUGGAAGCCAGGAGUUCUUACCUUGAAGCAGUGA
Messenger RNA from Aspergillus niger, 999 nucleotides. It is a transcript of the gene axhA, whose product is annotated as 1,4-beta-D-arabinoxylan arabinofuranohydrolase axhA-Aspergillus niger. Lineage: Eukaryota; Fungi; Ascomycota; Eurotiomycetes; Eurotiales; Aspergillaceae. Bases 1 to 999 code for a protein of 332 amino acids. Gene Ontology annotation, biological process: L-arabinose metabolic process. The record is from RefSeq and is a predicted model, not a curated record. Gene Ontology annotation, molecular function: alpha-L-arabinofuranosidase activity. The transcript has a single exon.